GCAUUAUCCUGGGGCUGGAGCUGGACAGGCCUGGUGGGACCUCUGCAUCCUGCUACUGCUCCCUGGGUGGGGCUGGAAGGCCCGAGGGAGGCUCCUGGCACCUGGGGUGCAGGAAUCUCAGGCAUGUAGCCCUGAGCCCAUGUUGCCAGAGACUGGGUCCUCUCCGGGGCAGGGAGGCUGGGUGGGACCCCAAUUCCGAUAUGGGACUCUGGAGGCCUGGCUGGCAUCUGGGGGUCUGGCGGCAUCCCCCUCAGUCCGGCAGUGGGGCCUGGCACGGGCCUGCCCCGCCUACAGCCCUGCCCAGCUCCCUCAGGGUAGGCUGCGCAGGCGGGAGAGGGUGGGGUGUAUUUGCAUUUUCAGGUCUUUCCAGGCCUUGGCCAGCCUCACAGCCUGACUAACCAGCUCCUCCGGGCUUAGGCGCUAGGGGUGUGGCAGCAGGUAGCCAGAUCAGCCCCAGGCUGUGGAUGUGGAAGAAGGCUGAGGGGGCGGCCACCAUGGGGCUCGCACAGAGGCAGCUUAGCCCAUCGCUGCUCCUCCUCCUCGUGGGGGCGCUGGUCUGGCCCCCGCCCUGUCUGAGCCUGGGUGAGUGGGGAUCCUGGGAUGAAUUCACCUGGCUAGACCCAAGGGGCUGGGACACCCACUGGGGUGAUGGGAUCCUGGGAGCCCACCUGUCCAGUGGGGGGAGAGCAGGUCCCAGGCCCCUCAUGCCUAUCUCCUCAACUACAGAGCUGAUCCCCUACACGCCGCAGAUAACAGCCUGGGACCUGGAAGGGAAGGUCACAGCCACCACGUUCUCCCUGGAGCAGCCUCGCUGUGUCCUGGACGGGCUUGCUGGCAUUCCCAACACCAUCUGGCUGGUGGUGGCCUUCAGCAACGCCUCCAGGGACUUCCAGAACCCACAGACACUAGCUGAGAUCCCAGCCUUCCCACGGCUGCUGACUGAUGGCCACUAUAUGACGCUGCCUCUAUCCCUGGACCAGCUGCCCUGUGAGGACCCCAAGGACGGCAGCAGGGGCGUCCCCCUUCUGCGGGUGGGCAAUGACCCUGGCUGCCUUGCUGACCUCCACCAGCCGCCCUACUGCAACAGCCCCCUCCCCAGCCCUGGACCUUACCGGGUGAAGUUCCUCCUGAUGGACACCAGGGGCUCACCCCAGGCCGAGACCAGGUGGUCCGACCCCAUUGCUCUCCACCAAGGUAGUGCUGGGGGAGGGGGUGCUCUGACCCCAGUCGACCCCUGUGGACUAGUCACCCACCCCACCCCCCACCCCCGCCAAAUGGUCAUGCUCAGCCGGCCUCUCCUGCUGCUGCCAGGAGACUGGGGGCCUGGAGGCAGUGUCCAAGUCCAGCCCAUUCCCCAAACAGAACCUCGUGCUGGAGAGGUGGGGCACCGGGUCAGCCUCAUUGGCAGAGACACCAGCUCUGUCCAUGCUCAAAUGUUGGUCAGCCCUUGGGUGCCCAGGUCCCAGCCCAGUCGUGGGCAGAAACAGCCUUCCCCUUGAGCACCAGCCCUGGGCCAAGCGCUACCAGGUGGAGAAGGGCCAGGACAUGAGGGAGGCCGGGGUCAGAGUCAGGGCCACGGGUUCUGGGAGACCUCCUUCAGCAGGGCCCUACAGGGCCAGGGAUUCACCAGGCGAAGGAAACUGCUGUGGAAGGCCAGUGUCCACUGUGAGGGACACCUGGGAGGCAGGCUACAGAGGCCGGGGUGUUGGGGGGGGCGUCUUGUCGUCUGAAGGUCUUGAAUGCCAGGCUCCAGGAAGCAGGGCAGGAUGUGGUCAGUCCUGAGGUCUGCUGCAGCUCUGCCCGCCAUGGGCAGUGCAGUGGGCGGGCACACUGGAAGGAACAGCCUAGAAGGUGAGACUAAGUGGCUGGAGGGGUGAGUGGUCCAGGCUGGCAGGGCACAGAUGCACGGCUGAGAUGGACAGAUGGAUGGGCUCAGGAGGUCGUCAGGCCUUGAGUGUGAGCCUGGGUGGGGAAGUGACUGCCCUGGGGUCAGAGAGCAGCCUCUGAGCAGCUGCUGUGUGCAGGGAAAGCCCCAGCCUCCAUCGACACGUGGCCAGGGCGGCGCGGUGGUGACAUGGUCGUCAUCACCUCCAUCCUCUCGUCUCUGGCCAGCCUCCUGCUCCUGGCCUUCCUGGCAGCAUCCACCGUGCGCUUGUGAGUGA
Molecule: messenger RNA, 2162 nt
Organism: Ailuropoda melanoleuca (giant panda)
Lineage: Eukaryota; Metazoa; Chordata; Mammalia; Carnivora; Ursidae
Gene: UPK3B
Product: uroplakin 3B
Exons: 3
Coding region: 465-1499 (344 amino acids)
Cellular component (GO): membrane
Source: RefSeq, a predicted model, not a curated record